CACUUUCUAUUCUCAAGACAUCAACAAGGACAUAAUCAUCAACACGAAGAAACAUGCAGUUUAUGGUCUUUAGAUAAACAUGCUGGAAACAUGGUGCAGAACAUCUGGGGCCAGUACCGUGAAGCCGGUUUAGCUGGCUAGCCAGACGCUUGAGGACAUUGAGAAGAUGAAUGAUGGACGUUAUCUGGACUGUGCUGAAGCUUCACAGUGUUUCAUGAUGGAGCAACAGACCACAGAGAGACUUUCAGAGUGUGUGAAGCUGAAUCUGGUUGUGUGUGGGAGUGACGGCUCAUUAAAAUCCUCCGUAUCAGAGCAGAUCCUGCAGCAGACAGACAGAAGAUCAGACGUGGAGCUUCAUGAUCGUCUGAUUAAUCUGCUGGAGCUUCCAGCUCUGACUGGUCUCUCGGAGGAGGAAGUGAUGCGUCAGACUCUCCGCUGUGUGUCUCUCUGUGAUCCUGGAGUUCAUGCUUUCCUCCUCAUUAUUCCUGACGCUCUGCUCAAUAAUGAAGACAAAGCAGAAAUACAGGAGAUCCAGAGGAUCUUCAGCUCAAGAAUCAACAAACACAUCAUGAUCCUCAUAAAGCAGAGUUCAGAGCGUCAGACAGAAGAACUCAGUGAAGAAACACAGUCUGUCAUUCAGAGGUUUGGAGGACGACAUCAGUUCUUUGGUCUCAAAACACAAGUGUCCACAUUGAUGGAGAACAUCGAGCAGAUGCUGGAAGAAAACAGAGGAGAGUGUUUCUCCACAGAGAUGUUUCUGCAGGCGCAGGUGAAGAAACUGAUGAAAUAUGAAGAGAUGAAGAAGAAAGUUCAUUCACUAGAGACACAUUUACUGUCACAAGGUUCAUCAGAGAAUGAAGAUGAUCUGAGGAUUGUGCUGCUGGGAAAAACUGGAGCUGGGAAAAGUGCAACUGGAAACACAAUCUUAGGAAGAGAAGCGUUUACAGCAGAAGAAUGUUUUGAAUCAGUGACUAAAGAGAGUCAGAGAGAAACAUCUGAAAUCAACAGCAGACGUGUUACUGUGAUCGACACUCCAGGACUGUUUGAUACUAAACUCAGUAACGAGGAGAUCCAGAGAGAAAUAACUAACUGCAUCCACAUGAUCCUGCCUGGACCACAUGUGUUUCUCUUACUGAUUCCUCUGGGACGAUUCACUCAAGAAGAGGAAACAGCAGUGAAGAUCAUCCAAGAGACGUUUGGUGAAAACUCAUUAAUGUACACCAUGGUGCUCUUCACCAGAGGAGAUGACCUGAAGAAGAAAACCAUCGAUCAGUGUUUGGGAAAACCUGGAUCUCCUCUGAUGAAUCUGAUUGAAGCGUGUGGAAACAGAUAUCAUGUGUUCAAUAAUAAUCAGACUGAAGACCGAACACAGGUGACUGAUCUACUGCAGAAGAUAGACAUCAUGCUGAAAGAAAACGGAGGGAGUUACUACUCGUGUAAGAUGUUCAGACAGAUGGAGAGAGAAAAACAAGAACAACAGAUGAAGAUCCUGAUGGACAGAGUCAGAGAAAGAGAUGAAGAACUCAGAGAAAGAGAAGAACGAUAUAAAAGAGAAAUGAAGGAACAGGAGGAGCACAUGAGAGACGACAUGAAAAGAGAAAGAGAGAUGCUUAAAGAUGAAAUGAUGCAAGAAAAGGAGACUGUAAAGAAAGAAAAAGAAAAUCUACAGAUAGAAAUAGACAGACUGAUGAACAGAAUAGAGAAUGAAAGACAGAAUCAUGACCAUGAGAGAAAGAGAAGAGAAGAAGUGUUUAAUGAGAGAGAAGAGGGUUAUAAAUCACUAAUGAAAGAGAAAGAGGAGAAAGAGAGAGAAAUGCAAAAUAAGAUGAAGAGAGAAAGAGAGAAAUGGGCGAAACAGAAACAAGAGGAAAAGAUGAAAAGAGAAGAAGAGGAUGAGAAAAGAAGAGAGAAAGAACAGAGAGAUUAUGAUGAAUUUAAUAAGAGACUGAAACAAGAGAGAGAACGAAUGGAAAGAGAGAAAAAAGUUCUUCAAUCUAAACAUGAAGAAGAAGAAAACAAGAAGAAGAUCCUGAUGGAGAAACUGAACAGAGAAAGAGAAGAACUGAUGAAGAAACAUGAAGAAGAGAAAGAGAGAAUAAGAGGAAUAUAUGGAUUUUAUGGAUUUUUGGCAGUGUGUUUCGGGCUCAUUUGUGUUUUUCUGCUGGUCUUCAUCAUACUGCAGAACUAUCAAUUCACCAAAAGCCUAGGUAUGGCAAACUCUGAUGACACCAUCAAAUCUUAUGUAGCAGUCCCACGUUUUCUUUCAUUCCUGACCCUAUACAUGCUGCUGCAGUCCUCAAAUCACAAGCACAUCUACAUGUAUUGAAGCCAUUGGAAAUGCAUGAAAUCAAAAUGCUUGCAAUGGUAUAGCAAUAGCAGAGAGAAACAACACAAGUGUGUCUUUGAUGCAUCCUAAGAUGAAUGAGCUCUAACUUUUUCCAGCACUUCAAAGCUCAAACGUCUGAUUAUUUUUCAAUUUAAAUGUGAUGACCAUCAACAUUUGUUUUUCUUUUAAAGAUUCUCCUCAUUUGUAAAACGAAAACUUUCACAAUGUACAAAAACGUACACUUUUUAUUUUGACAUUUAAAAACACGCUGAAUUACCAUUACAACCAGUAGAUAGUGCAGAGCAGCACUCAUUAGACAUUUGCUCUGCCUAAAAUAGUUUUCAAUAGUAUUCCUAAAAUAGUGCUGUCUAUCCCUCGAGUUGUUUGGAACUAUUGAGAGCUUCAUGAACCACGUGAGCGCACAGCGGGGAGAUCAAAGUAUGUCACAUCUCUGAUUUUCAGCGGCUCUGCUAUGAUCGUAUCAAAUGUAGAAAUAUCAAGAGGUAUAUUACUAACAUAUUGGCUGUUUAUUAGUACUUAUAAAGUUCAUAUAAAUGCCUUUUUCUACAUGAUCAUAUUUUAGAUCCGUUAAUCCGACCCAAUACCUAAACUUAACAACUACCUUACUAUUAAU
This is a messenger RNA of Onychostoma macrolepis, 2960 nucleotides long. Its product is annotated as GTPase IMAP family member 8-like. The record is from RefSeq and is a predicted model, not a curated record. Gene Ontology annotation, molecular function: GTP binding. The transcript is spliced from 6 exons. Lineage: Eukaryota; Metazoa; Chordata; Actinopteri; Cypriniformes; Cyprinidae. The coding region runs from base 167 to 2326 and encodes 719 amino acids.